Sphaeroforma arctica JP610 is the source of this 1061-nucleotide messenger RNA. RefSeq lists its product as hypothetical. The coding region runs from base 130 to 513 and encodes 127 amino acids. NCBI's taxonomy places the organism in Eukaryota, Ichthyosporea, Ichthyophonida. The transcript is spliced from 3 exons. The record is from RefSeq and is a predicted model, not a curated record.
UGAAUUUUUAACAUAAUUACGUACAGAGAAUCUUCGUAUAGAUAGGCCGACACUCGGAUGGUCUGGUGAUCAGUGUAAUUGGGAGGCAUAUAUACGAUCGUGUAUAGUAGAGCCUUGCUAGGCGGCGCGAUGAAACCGGAUUGUGUGAUCGUGUAUUGCCCUAGAGACGGCAUGUCGUAUAGGGCACAGGUACUGCAAAGGAUGUCAGAUAGCCUACGCGUACGGCUGGUUGGUGCACCGAGUGAACCAUUCGUCGUGAGCUACACAGGGGAGUCCAAUGACUCCGGAUUUGUCCUAAAAACGCAGACAAAGGGGCAGCCAUUCGAGAUAGUACGAUGCGGUUAUUGCAACAGCGGGAAGAGUGACGAUAAAUUGGUGCUACGUGUCUGUCCGACGUGUAAAAUGGCUAAGCACCAGAGUUGCGAGGAGAGGGCGAACAACGCCCUCAGGAUGCCUGCUUUCGAGGAAUGCCUGUCGUGCUUUAUCGGGAAUUCCGACGAUAGCGAAGGCUAACACGUGCGUGUGGUACAUACAAGAGUCCAAUGCGAUACACGAGGAGUCUGUCGUACUAGCACUGAUGCAUUGGUGUGGCAACUCAAGACGGGUGGUUUCACAAGCCGUGUAGCUAUAUACUGUGUACGCGCUGAGUAUCAUGUUUAAUUGUCUCUGCUCUGCGGCUAAUGCUUCGGUGUGUGUGCAGUGUGGUGAAUAACAAGGCUAAACACGCAUCAUUUCACUUGGUUGGCGUUGUAGCGCAACCGGUUCCUUACUAUCGGCAAAAAGAUAUCGGAUUUUGUCAACCGUCACCAACAUGGCUCCAUUUGCCGGGAUGGCCCUGCAGUGCACAAAAGGAAUAGACGAAAAGAAUAGCGUCAGGACAGAAGAUGCGCACAAGGUAGUGUUAAAACUCAGGGUUACACUCGAACACAUGCCUGCAUAUACUGUGCAAAUGUACAGAUUCUAUGCGCUUCUGUGUGUCUGUGUAGAUCGCCUCAGGCGAAUGCCAUGCAACAGCACAAGUGAACGUUCAUAACAUCCAGGGACCAAAUGAAGCAACCGCC